CAAACAGACAAUGUAGCUACAGAAUGGAUACACUGGCUUUUUAUUAUGGUUUUACAGACAGUUUCCGGCACAAGACGUUAAUGCUAAGUUGCUAGCAACAGAGUACUUGCUGCUAGAUGGGAGCUUUUCUGCUUCUUUAAAGGGAAGUUUUUUUUUCGUGUGAAUGCAGGUGGAACAUGCCAAUCAGCCCUGACCGUCAGUAAGGACCUGCUUUAUCUUCUCUCAACCCAGGCUCGAAAUGGGAAAAGGUUGUAAAGUGGUGGUGUGUGGCCAGGCAGCGGUUGGGAAAACAGCCAUUCUGGAGCAGCUGCUGUACGGAAACCACUCUGUGGGCUCUGAGUCUAGUGAGACGCAGGAGGACGUGUACGUGGCCUCGGUGGAGACUGAUCGAGGUGUGAAGGAGCAGCUGAGGCUUUACGACACCAAAGGACUUCAAGAUACUCAAGACCUCCCGAAGCACUACUACUCUGUGGCCGACGGCUUUGUGUUGGUUUACAGUGUCGACAGCCUGGAGUCCUUCAAGAAAAUUGACUUCCUGAAGAAGGAAAUCGACAAGUCCAGAGACAAGAAGGAGGUGACCAUCAUCGUCCUGGGGAACAAAAGCGACCUGACCGAGCUCCGUCAGGUGGAGCAGGAGGUGGCGCAGCAGUGGGCACGGGGGGAGAAGGUGAAGCUGUGGGAGGUGAGCGUGACAGAGCGCGGCUCGCUCAUCGAACCCUUCAUCCAGCUGACCAGCCGGCUGACCCAGCCGCAGAGCAAGUCGGCCUUCCCUCUCCCUGGACGCAAAAGCAAAGGCACGGCCUCCAAUGACAUCUGAGAGGCCCCGCCCACCCGGACCCCCAACUCAACCAGUUUACACUCCUCUGCAGUGUUAACCAUCUGCAGUUAGAACAUUAUAUACAGGCUUGAUUCUUAAACAUGGCAGCAUGUGGUUGGUCAGAUGGAGCAGCUUCCUGUCCCACUGAGGUUGCUGUAAUGGAAAUCAUAGUGCAAUAUGUGAGCUAAUGUUAGUGAGUAGAUUUCUGAUUAAUAUUCUUGUCUGCAGCUAAUUAAUUUCCUCCUGCUGCUGAUGGCGUGAGGCUGAGGUUGAGACUGAUCCAGUUUGAGCUUUGAGCAUCCAAAUCCCUAAAAGGGACUCUGCUGCCCCCUGCUGGAUGAUCCAGAGUUGCUGCUAUCAGCAGAGCUGGUAACCGUGGAGAUGGCCUGACUAAGAGGCCUGACCCAGGUUUAGACGUGAGCGGCUGCUUGCAUGGCGGCGUGUGAUACACAGCUGGAGGCCAAUCCCAGUUCAGUCUGGGCUGAUAUGAUGGCACUUAAUGACUUAAAAACAAAAUGUAGCCAUUUUUAAACCUGGUUUGCACUGAUGGUGAUGUUAGCUCGAGUUUCAUUAUUUUGAUUGUAAAAGCAGCUGGUAAUUGUCAGUGUUCAUUCAGCAGGUUAGUAUUGUUUCUAUAGGCUAACAUGCUGUUAGUCAGGCUGUCUGACCAAGUGUAGAUCUCAGUGUUGCCUCCACACGAGGCCCUAAUACACAGUAUUGGGGCCAAUAAACAAUAUUAGGGCCAGACUAAAAAAUUGUUGUUUUUUUUAAAUUACAAGAAUAAAGUCAUUUUAUGAUGUAAUAUUGCCAGAAAAAAGUGGUAAAAUUACUAGAAAAAGUUGUUUUAAUAAGAGAAAGCUUUGAUAAAAUGAUCAAGACCUCAUGCGAGCAACUCGUCUAGUCUGUGAGGAUUUUCUUUGAAAUAUAAUCAGUUUGCACAAAUCCUGCUACUGAUGAUAUUUGGAUGCUGAUGUGUUAAAAGAUAAAUGAUAUUCCAUUUGUAAAAUGGAGCCAUCACAAGAUGACCAGCAUUUUUUGUUUUAUUUUUUUGUGUUUGUGUUCUCAUAAAAUUACAAGUCUCCAAAUAUUACUUUAUUCUCGUAUUAUAUUUUUUUCAUAUAUUUGACUUCAUUCUCAUGACUUUUUUGUCGUACUUUACUCUUGAAUUUAGACUUCAUUAAUGUAUGACUUUUUUUCUUGCAAUAUCACAACUUUAUUCUUGUAAACGUAUUUAUUUGUUCUUGCUCUAAUCCUCUGUCAUAGACCGGUACUGCUAUUUGCAGACAAACUUGUUUUUCUUUUUAGCUAGCAGCUGUUAGCUAACUAGUCAGCAACCUGCAGCCACAUGUGCGGUGGGGUGGUCCUGCUCCACUCUAUUAUUCUCUUAAAGAAAAAGUGGUUCUGGGACUUCAGGGACAGUUUGAGGGCAGAUUUUAGAGGUUUUAUACCUUUGAUACAGGGAACCAGUCCCUACGAGAGCCCUGUUAUUACAAGAGCCCUGUUAUUCAGAGACAUGUUUCAUGGGAAGGCUAGGAGUUUAAUAGACUCAUCAGUGGAAGAAAGAAUCUGAUUUAGAUUGAGUAGAUGAGCUGCAGAAAGUUCAUCAUUGAUAACAAAAGCGUCAUUCCUCCUGGUCCUCUGGUAGGACUCAGCUCUCAGUCUGGUUCAUGUCCACCAAUCACAGCCUGGCAGCAAUAACCUUCCUGCUACUCCCUUUACUAGAUGAAUGGUUGCUGUGUGUGUGUGUGUGUGUGUGUGUGUGUGUGUGCGCGUGUGCGUGCAUGCAUGCUUUUUUUGACCAAGCUGCUUACUUCUGUUAGUCUUCAAUGUAGAAAUAAUCAUUGUUUAGAUGAAAUAUUUAUUUUUUACUAAUUUAUAUUUGUCACUUUAAUGAGCCACAUUCCUUGAUGCGAGGAUGACGUAGGGGUGAAUGAGCCGUGUUAGCAUUGAACGUGCUGAUAGAGCACAGGGUGGGCUAAUGAUUCUAUCUGUACCGGAUCACAAUAAAGAGACGAUGGAACCGGA
This is a messenger RNA of Poecilia reticulata (guppy), 2842 nucleotides long. It is a transcript of the gene nkiras1, whose product is annotated as NFKB inhibitor interacting Ras-like 1. Lineage: Eukaryota; Metazoa; Chordata; Actinopteri; Cyprinodontiformes; Poeciliidae. Gene Ontology annotation, biological process: negative regulation of canonical NF-kappaB signal transduction; Ral protein signal transduction. The record is from RefSeq and is a predicted model, not a curated record. Gene Ontology annotation, molecular function: GTP binding; GTPase activating protein binding; GTPase activity.